Molecule: messenger RNA, 1683 nt
Organism: Verticillium dahliae VdLs.17
Lineage: Eukaryota; Fungi; Ascomycota; Sordariomycetes; Glomerellales; Plectosphaerellaceae
Product: DnaJ domain-containing protein
Exons: 3
Coding region: 1-1683 (560 amino acids)
Cellular component (GO): cytoplasm
Molecular function (GO): nucleic acid binding; zinc ion binding
Source: RefSeq, a predicted model, not a curated record
AUGGGCGCCCAACAGUCCUCGGAUCGCCACCAGGAACAAUCCGGUGCUGGCCUUGCUGCAGCGAAGAUAUGCUAUUAUGAACUUCUCGGAGUCGAUCGUGAAGCUACCGACGAAGAAAUUAAGAAGAGUUACCGAAGGAAAGCGCUCGAGCUCCACCCGGAUCGAAACUACGACGAUGUCGAAAAUGCCACCCGUCGCUUCGCCGAGAUCCAAUCUGCUUAUGAGGUUCUAUCCGACCCUCAGGAGAGGGCUUGGUACGAUUCGCACAGAGAGGCCAUAUUGCGGGGCGCGGAUGCCGAUGAUUACGACCACCCCCCUGAGUUCAAUAACAUACGCCUGACGUCUACGGAGGAUAUCCUUUCGCUCAUCCGCCGCUUCAACUCGACGGUACCGUUCACCGAUGAUCCCAUGGGGUUUUAUGGUAUACUAAACGAAACAUUCGCACACUUGGCAGAUGAGGAGGACGCUGUAAGGGAUUCCAACUCUGUUCAUAUGGUUGACUAUCCCCCAUUCGGCGAAUCGAGCGACGAGUAUGAGCCCAAUGUCAAGGCAUUCUACGCAAGUUGGGCGGGCUUCUCUACUGCAAAGACAUUCGCUUGGAAGGAUAAAUACCGACUUUCCGAUGCCCCAGAUCGCCGUGUGCGGCGGGCUAUGGAGAAGGAGAAUAAAAAGAUGCGCGAUGAUGCUAUCAAGGAGUUCAACGAUGCGGUCAGGUUUCUCGUCACGUUUGCCCGAAAGCGCGACCCCCGCUAUCUCCCGAACUCGCAGACUGAUGCCGAACGCCAGUCUGCGCUGCGCAGUGCUGCUGCUGCACAAGCAGCGCGGUCUCGCGCCGCGAACAUGGAGAAGUUGGCCGAGGAUCAUUUGGUGCCCGAAUGGGCCCAGUCUCGACAAGAUGAUGCCGAUGCAGCGAGCUUUACCCAGAGCGAAGAGGAGUCCGAAGUUGAGCACAUAGAGUGCGUAGUCUGCGAUAAGACUUUCAAAAGCGAGAAGUCCUUCGAGGCACACGAGAGGAGCAAGAAGCAUCUCAAGGCAGUCCAACAGCUUCGGCGCCAGAUGCGGGCCGAAGAUGUGGACAUGAAUGCUGAGGUUCUUCCAGGGACCUCGGGUGGGACUGCAGCAGACCUCAGGGACGGUGACGACCAUAUGGUUCACUCUGGGGAUGAGGAGGUGAGGUCUGUCGACGGGCUCGACGUACUAAACGAUGUGCAGCCGCACUUACCCGUGGCUGGAGGCGAGGAGUCUAAGACAGCACUAUUGCCCACAAAUGGCGGUUAUGUCGACAACGUAUCGAAUACUGACGACGACGGUAACGAUAACGAUGAUGACGAGUACGCUUCUCGUGCUACCGUUGAGGGAAGAAUCGCGGGCGUCGUAGACACUAAAGAUGGGCUGGAUGGCACCCACGCAUCAAACACGGAUAAAGGUAGCGGUUUUAGUAUGGAUGAAAGGAAUCACCUCGACAUACCUGCCAAGAAACCUGGCAAGGCGAAAGCCAAGCGGGAGAAAAAGGCAGCGCGUGAGGCUGCUGCACAACUCGAAGAGCCACAACAUCUUUGCGGUGUGUGCCAUGAGGCAUUUUCAUCCAAAACAAAAUUGUUCAUCCACAUACGUGAUGAAGAUCAUGCUGCGCCGAAAACCACAGGCAUACCCAACACCAAGACGCGGAAAAAGAAGCGAUGA